Molecule: messenger RNA, 1557 nt
Organism: Lipotes vexillifer (Yangtze River dolphin)
Lineage: Eukaryota; Metazoa; Chordata; Mammalia; Artiodactyla; Lipotidae
Gene: ADORA2A
Product: adenosine A2a receptor
Exons: 2
Coding region: 249-1475 (408 amino acids)
Biological process (GO): G protein-coupled adenosine receptor signaling pathway; adenylate cyclase-activating G protein-coupled receptor signaling pathway
Cellular component (GO): plasma membrane
Molecular function (GO): G protein-coupled adenosine receptor activity
Source: RefSeq, a predicted model, not a curated record
GUGCCACAGGAACUCUGAAGCUAAGCUGAGCCAAGAUGCCGCCAGAGCCCCUGGAGAGGGCCUGUUUUCCGAAGACUCGGAGUUGGCUGUGAAAAGCCCUUGGGGAGGCCCCCCCCAACGGCAGGGACGCUCCUGGCUCCUGUGAAGGGGCUCAGGGCCUGGGCAGGCCAGCUGUGCUGCAGCUAUGGACCGUGAGCUGGCCUGGCCUGCGUCCUUGCUGACCCUGCCCAUCUGCAGCUGUGCCCAACAUGGGCUCCUCGGUGUACAUCAUGGUGGAGCUGGCCAUUGCCGUGCUGGCCAUCCUGGGCAACGUGCUAGUGUGCUGGGCUGUGUGGCUGAACAGCAAUCUGCAGAAUGUCACCAACUACUUUGUGGUGUCCCUGGCGGCGGCCGACAUCGCCGUGGGGGUCCUUGCCAUCCCUUUUGCCAUAACCAUCAGCACGGGGUUCUGUGCCGCCUGCCACAGCUGCCUCUUCUUCGCCUGCUUCGUGCUAGUCCUCACGCAGAGUUCCAUCUUCAGCCUCCUGGCCAUCGCCAUUGACCGCUACAUCGCCAUCCGCAUCCCACUCCGGUACAAUGGCUUGGUGACAGGCACGAGGGCCAAGGGCAUCAUUGCAGUCUGCUGGGUGCUAUCGUUUGCCAUCGGCCUGACUCCCAUGCUAGGCUGGAACAACUGCAGUCAGCAGGAGGGCAGAAACCACUCGCAGGGCUGCAGGGUGGGCCAGGUGGCCUGUCUCUUUGAGGACGUGGUCCCCAUGAACUACAUGGUGUACUACAACUUCUUUGCUUGUGUCCUGGUGCCCCUGCUGCUCAUGCUGGGUGUCUACUUGCGGAUCUUCCUGGCGGCCCGGCGACAGUUGAAGCAGAUGGAGAGCCAGCCUCUGCCGGGGGAGCGAGCCCGGUCCACGCUGCAGAAGGAGGUCCAUGCUGCCAAGUCGCUGGCCAUCAUCGUGGGGCUCUUCGCCCUCUGCUGGCUGCCCCUGCACAUCAUCAACUGCUUCACCUUCUUCUGUCCCAAGUGCAGCCACGCCCCACCCUGGCUCAUGUACCUGACCAUCAUCCUCUCCCACACCAAUUCCGUGGUGAAUCCCUUCAUCUAUGCCUACCGCAUCCGCGAGUUCCGCCAGACCUUCCGCAAGAUCAUUCGCAGCCACAUCCUGAGGCAGCGGGAGCCCUUCAAAGCAGGUGGCACCAGUGCCCGGGCCCUGGCAGCUCACAGCAGCGACGCGGAGCAGAUCAGCCUCCGCCUCAAUGGCCACCCUCCCGGGGUGUGGGCCAAUGGCAGUGCCCCCCAGCCUGAGCGGCGACCCAAUGGCUACACCCUGGGGCUGUUGAGUGGAGGGAGUGCCCGUGAGUCCCACCGGGACAUGGGCCUCCCAGACGUGGAGCUCCUCAGACAGGAGCUCAAGGGAGAGCGCCCAGAGUCCCUGGGCCUCGAGGGUCCCCAAGCCCAGGAUGGAGCAGGAGUGUCCUGAUGAUCCACUGAGUCUGCCCCUUCCUAAGGGAAGGAAAUCUUUCUCUUCCUGGUUGGUGGAACCAGUCACGUUGAGAGAAGAG